UUGGAAAUAACGCAGGAAAGGAGCACUCGCGUUUUCUGUCUACAAAAGCAUAAACAAAUUGCUUCGACAGUUGUGCCUCCAGAGACGGAAAGCCGCACAGCCGAAGUGUGUGACUGCGUUUUGCGCUGCGCUCGGAGGGGCGCGCGUGGUUCUGCGACACAUCAACUUCAGAAGUCAAAAGGACAUUCGCAAACUUUUUAUUGCUUUGUUCGCUGGAUCAAAUCAAAUAUUCAACUUUUUUUGUAUUUUUUUCAGUUGAAAAGCUUAAUAUUUCUGUAAGCGCGUUGAACAGCUAUUUUUUCAGCCUCACAAGGCUACCACUUUUACUUUCUUCUGAACUUCAAUUUCUCUCACGUGUAGUUGUUCAUCUAAUAUUUUUCGCAUGAAUCUACUCGACCCCUUUCUGAAAAUGACAGAUGAACAGGAGAAAUGUCUCUCUGACGCCCCGAGCCCGAGCAUGUCGGAGGACUCCGCGGGGUCCCCGUGUCCGUCCGGAUCUGGGUCCGACACAGAGAACACCAGACCGCAUGAGAACAGCCUGAUGGGACCGGACGGUCAGCGGGGUGAAUUUAAGAAAGACGAGGAGGACAAAUUCCCCGUCUGCAUCCGUGAGGCGGUGUCCCAGGUGCUGAAAGGCUACGACUGGACCCUGGUGCCCAUGCCCGUCAGGGUGAACGGAUCCUCUAAAAGCAAACCUCACGUCAAGAGACCGAUGAACGCCUUCAUGGUGUGGGCGCAGGCGGCGCGCAGGAAACUGGCCGAUCAGUACCCGCACCUUCACAACGCCGAGCUCAGCAAGACUCUGGGGAAACUCUGGAGGUUGCUCAACGAGGGAGAAAAGCGACCUUUCGUGGAAGAGGCCGAGCGCCUGCGAGUCCAGCACAAAAAAGAUCACCCCGAUUACAAGUACCAGCCCAGGCGGAGGAAGUCUGUGAAGAACGGCCAGGGCGAGCCGGAGGACGGCGGCGAGCAGACGCACAUCAGCCCGAACGCGAUCUUCAAGGCGCUGCAGCAGGCGGACUCGCCCGCGUCCAGCAUGGGCGAAGUGCACUCACCCGCCGAGCACUCAGGCCAGUCCCAGGGCCCCCCGACCCCUCCCACCACCCCCAAAACGGACGCGCAGCCGGGCAAGGCUGACCUGAAGCGCGAGGGCCGCCCGCUGCAGGAGGCCGGCGGCAGACAGCUCAACAUCGACUUCAGAGACGUGGACAUCGGCGAGCUGAGCAGCGAGGUCAUCUGCCACAUCGAGACCUUCGACGUCAACGAGUUCGACCAGUACCUGCCGCCCAACAGCCACCCGGGGGCGCCGGCGGGCCAGGGCGGGCAGGUGGGCUACGCGGGCGGCUACGCCGUGGGCAGCCCCGCGGGGGGGCAAGCGGCAGGAGGCGGGGGCCACGGCUGGAUGCCCAAACAGCAGCAGCAGCAGCAGCAGCACGCUCUGACCUCCCUGGGCGGCGAGCCGACGCCCGGCCAGCAGAGACCCCCCCACAUAAAGACGGAGCAGCUGAGCCCCAGCCACUACAGCGAGCAGCAGAGUUCCCCUCAGCACGUCAGCUACGGCUCCUUCAGCCUGCAGCACUACAGCGCCACCUCCUACCCCAGCAUCACACGCUCCCAGUACGACUACUCCGACCACCAGGGCGGCGCCACCCCCUACUACAGCCACGCGGCCGGCCAGGGCUCCGGCCUCUACUCCACCUUCAGCUACAUGAACCCCGGCCAGAGGCCCAUGUACACGCCCGUCGCCGACACCGCGGGGGUGCCCUCCCUACCCCAGACCACCCACAGUCCUCAGCACUGGGAGCAGCAGCCAGUGUACACACAGCUCUCUAGGCCCUGAGCGACACACACACACACACGCACACACACACGCACACGCACACACACAAACGCACCGGCACACU
Messenger RNA from Megalops cyprinoides (Indo-Pacific tarpon), 1904 nucleotides. It is a transcript of the gene sox9a, whose product is annotated as SRY-box transcription factor 9a. The record is from RefSeq and is a predicted model, not a curated record. Bases 383 to 1840 code for a protein of 485 amino acids. Gene Ontology annotation, molecular function: DNA-binding transcription factor activity, RNA polymerase II-specific; RNA polymerase II cis-regulatory region sequence-specific DNA binding. NCBI's taxonomy places the organism in Eukaryota, Metazoa, Chordata, Actinopteri, Elopiformes, Megalopidae. Gene Ontology annotation, biological process: heart development; chondrocyte differentiation; positive regulation of chondrocyte differentiation. The transcript is spliced from 3 exons. Gene Ontology annotation, cellular component: nucleus.